CGAACUUUUCCACUUUUUUUCUUGUGUUUUGUAUUUUAGUUUCUUCUACAAAAUGACCUUCUAUUUCUCACAUAGAUCUGUUUCCAUUCUCAAAUUUAUCCCUCUCAAGCAAAUCGCACAAAGUUUCUCCACCAAACCAUCAGUAUUUUCCAUAAGCAGCUUCAAAUCCAAAUUUGUACCGAAACCCUCAACAAAACACCUGAAUAAUCCUCAAUUUUCGCCAAGAUUUCUAGCCAGUAGCCCCCAUGAGACCAUUACAUCGAUACAAGUCAAAAAGAGGCCUAUACGUAAGAAGAAAUCCUUAGAAGACGAGCAAGUUACACCAGGUGUUUUCAACGUAGUCGCUUUUGCAACUUCAGAGGAGUACGACUUGGAAAAUCUUAUAAGCGGCUUACAAAAGCAGGAGUUAUAUGAACCAAAGUCUAUACCAAAUGAAAAUGAUGUCGUACAUGCAUUUGCAAAAUAUAAAGUUGAGAAAGAACCAAGAGAAAUUUUCUUCUUCAGGGAAGGUGGUGUGGUUCUAUGGAAUAUAACCGAUUUAGAAAGUAGCAAUGUAUUAAAUUUUGUGAGAAAAUAUGAACAAGAUAGUUAUUCGGAAAGAUUGGUACAGGCUGAAAGUGAAAUCAUGAACUAUAAAUAUCAAGUUGAAGAAAAUAAACCUAGUUGCUUAGACAAAGAUGGCAACUUUGUAUUGAAUCGCCAAAUGGAAAAUGAAAAUUUGACUUUAGUCAAAUACACAUUUUCAAAUGCCAUGUUCUUAUCUGUAAAAUUGAGCAUAUGGGAAGCAUCCUUGCAAAAAUAUAUUGAGGAAAUUGAGGAGGUUACAGAGGAUUUGAAAAGAGGUAAAAGGAUUAAAAUGUCCAGACAAGAAGCCUUAAGGAAACACGGUGAAUUAUUUGCAUUGAGGCAUUAUCUCAAUUUAAGUUCAGAUGUUUUGGACACGCCUGAUUUUUAUUGGGAAAAUGAACAAUUAGAAAAUCUGUACAAUCAAGUUUGUGUUUAUUUUUGUAUCAACAAGCGAACAAAGGUUAUGAAUGAAAAAAUCAACCACUGUGUAGCCCUAAUAGAACUACUUUCUCAUCAUCUUGGAGAUAAACAUCAUAUUCGCUUAGAAUGGAUGAUUAUCAUACUAAUUAUGGUGGAAGUUGUUUUUGAAACAAUACAUUACAUAGACAGAUACAUGCAUUGAUGGUUGGAAUAGUUUUAAAGCAUAUAAUGCAUUUAAUUUAGGAUGAAAACAGAAAUAAUGUUGUUUUGAGUACAUAAUAAUGUGAUAAGGACAAAGUUGAUUUUAUGUUUUUGCAUUCACUUGAAUUGUUAUGAAAUUAUCAAGGAAAUUAUGAAUCUUGUUCCAAUAAUGGGGUUUUAUUUAUUUGAAAUAAAAAUGCGUAAUUUCCCAUAAAUAUAAUUUGUUUUAAUAAAAUUAAUGUAAUAUAGAAACAUUCAACAUAGUAAUUAGGUAAAAGAUAAUCUCCAAAAAAAUAAGUUUUCCAUUUCUCAGCCUUCUUAAUUUUUUUUUCAGUCUUCUAGCGACGGCUUCAAACUCUCAACAUCUUCCGAUUAGCAAAAUAUUUUAAUAAUCCUUAAAAUCUACAGUUAGGAUAAAACACACACGAGACAAAAGCAUAUGUGCUUUCUCACAAUAAUAGGCAAUAUAAGCUCAAAUGUGAUUUAAGCUUUGUUAAAAUAGCUGCAAAUAUUUUUAUGUUGAUUAUUACGAUUUUAAUUUUUGAUGUCUUCCUGAGACAAUAUUUUGAAAGUAACCUCGUUUUCGUUUAGUUGCUUUAUCAGAGAUGUUUUAGCAAAUGCAGCUCCUGGUGGAUAUAUUC
This is a messenger RNA of Ceutorhynchus assimilis (cabbage seed weevil), 1829 nucleotides long. The record is from the annotation of a GenBank genome assembly. Lineage: Eukaryota; Metazoa; Arthropoda; Insecta; Coleoptera; Curculionidae.